Molecule: messenger RNA, 2022 nt
Organism: Truncatella angustata
Lineage: Eukaryota; Fungi; Ascomycota; Sordariomycetes; Amphisphaeriales; Sporocadaceae
Product: amino acid/polyamine transporter I
Exons: 8
Coding region: 160-1707 (515 amino acids)
Biological process (GO): transmembrane transport
Cellular component (GO): membrane
Molecular function (GO): transmembrane transporter activity
Source: RefSeq, a predicted model, not a curated record
CGCGAAGAUUUCCCAAUUCCAUAAGCAGUUUAUCCCUUCUAUACUCGAGCUUCCCUGAACUUGUCAAUUUUUAAUCGAUAGUGGUUCUUUGGCUUCUAGUUGAUUAAAUUACCUGGAGUAGAGCAUUCCAUAUCCACGUUACCUUCACCGGUUUUUACAAUGGACGACAUCUUGAAGCGUGAGUUGGAGACAGUGGACAUAUCGGAGCAACAAUCAACGUCCGAAAAUGAGUCGUCUAUCUCAAAUCUCGAGAAACAAACAAGAACUAGGCGGUUAUUCUCGCCAGUGCAACUCUUCUUCUUCAAUUUUGUGUAUAUGCAAUUAUGGUACUCUACUGGUGGCAAUAUGUAUUUUGCUCUCGCGAAUGGCGGCCCUGCAGCCUGGUUUUUCGGCUACUUCAUCAUUUCAUUUGGGGCCUUAUGUCAAGCGGCCUCUUUCGCCGAGCUGGCUUCGAUCCAGCCCCUCGCAGGAGCUCAAUACUACUGGACCCAUCAUUUCGCACCAGAAUCAUCCAAGCUGUUUCUUACCUGGCUUCAAGGUUGGACUACCUGGAUCGCCUAUAUUGCGCUACUCGCUAGCUGUAUGAAUGGCACAACAGUGAUUUUUGAAGGGCUGAUCCAGAUCAAUCACCCGGACUAUUCACCUGGGGGCUGGCAUACGACAUGUAUCAUGAUCGCAAUGUUGGCGUUUUGUGCAUUCGUGAACAUGUAUUGUUUCAGGCUUGUGCCAUGGUUUGAGCUUUUCACGGGCAUCUUGAAUGUUUGCCUCUUUUUCGUCAUACUAGUUUCUGUCUGGGUUAUGACACCAAAGCGCAACAGUGCCGAUGUCUUUUUGAUCACUAAUGUCUCUACUGGUUGGGAAGGCAAUUACUUCGUCUCGGCCAAUAUUGGAGCGUUGUCAAACAUCUUUCUUUACCUAAGCUUCGAGAGCAUUAUCCAUAUGGGUGAAGAAUCACGCAACCCCAAGCAAGCAGUUCCGCGAGCUGUGCUCUGGUCACUCCUCCUUAAUGCAUGCCUCGGUGUAGUUAUGAUGGUCACUUUCGGCCUCUGUAUGCCUGCCUUGGAUAUACUUCUUAGCUCGUCAAGUCCGCUAGUCACGAUCUUGCUCUACUCCACGGGACCCACCAUGGCUACGGUCACACUAUCAAUACUGAUGGUUAUAGGAAUUUCAGGCAAUGUAGGAGUAGUAUCCUCUGUUUCUCGGCUGACAUGGGCUUGGGCCAGAGACGGCGGCCUACCUCAUUACUUUGGAUACGUCGACGCAAAACAACGUGUGCCGCUUCGAGCAGUGUUAUUGGCUUCCACAAUCGUCACUAUAUUGUCGCUUCUAAAUGUCGGCAGUGGGACCUACAUCGCCUUUGGGGCAAUCGUAUCCUUAUCGUCUUUGUCAGCAUACCUUAGCUAUGCUAUUGUUAUCUUCUGCGUCUUGUACGCUCGAUAUACGAAUAGUUUCAAAGUUGACGUGUGGAACCUCGGCAGAGUAGGCCCGUUGAUUAAUGUCGUGGCUCUUGUAUAUACCCUUUGGGUGAUGAUCUGGCUACCAUUCCCUAACAACCUGCCAGUUACAGCAUCAAACAUGAACUAUUGCGGGCCAGUGUUUAGUGCGGUGUUUGCGGGAAUCAUUGGCUCAUGGUUUAUACGGGCGCGGGGAAAUUGGCAAGGCCCCAAUCGAGCAGUGGUCGAUUUUGUGACGAGGAACCAGUCCUAGCUGCAGUUCUUACACGUAGAUGCUUGCGAAUUUGCUGACUCCAAAAGGGUUGCACGUGCCCGUGGGGCGUGAAGUCUCGCACUACAAGGAGUGAGACGACACUUUGGGUCCUCUAAUAGAGACAUGGUCAUGUCGAAACUGAAUAUAGCCCUGUCUCUACAAGAAUCUUUGGCUUGCAGGAAGGCAAUACAUAGUUGUCAAGUUUGCAGGCCGGGUCUGACUGACAACAUCAUUUCUAUAUGUAGAUAGGAGCGUGGCUUAUCUAUAUACUUAGUGUUGUACCUAAAGUCCUUCGUUCAGAAACUUGAAUAGAAC